Molecule: messenger RNA, 1582 nt
Organism: Ceraceosorus bombacis
Lineage: Eukaryota; Fungi; Basidiomycota; Exobasidiomycetes; Ceraceosorales; Ceraceosoraceae
Source: the annotation of a GenBank genome assembly
AUGGCCUCUUCGGAUCCCAGAAGCGAUCCGAUGGUAUCCAUCGACGUGCUUGAGGAAGUAGCAUUCACAGGAAGGUCAGAUGUGAGGGCGGUGAUCCCGCCGUCAGCAUUCCUGGGUAGCUUGGUACCAGUCUCGCUCGCCUACAUUCUCUUUAGCACACCUCGUCUGAGGAAUCAGCCGGCUUUCUGGAUACUCGGCUUUGCGUUGGUCUGGAGUUGGACUUGGUGCAUACUCGUCAUCAGCGUGGGUUGACCUCGAGGAUAAUAUCGACCAGGGCUUGUUCAGCUCACUGAUGGUUUCGCCUUGUUUGCAAUUCCUCAGCUUUGGCACGAUGAUAUCAGGCAAAUAGAUGACGAGGGUUAUCAUAUUCGACUUUGGUUGCUUGUAGAGCAAAAGUGCGUAGAUCGGCUGUCCUGACCCGGUUGCGAUAAUCUCACGCCACAGAGAUUCACACACCGCCGACAACUCUGCAUUUUCCACAACCCUCAGCAUCGAGACAUGGAUGAGGCCUAUGCUGGUAUGGAUCUGCGACACUGCUUUGAUCUUCAAAAUCUUGGCCUUUUACCCUUCGCAGCUCCAUAGCCUCCAGAAGAGACUGUGCUUCCUCAUCGUGCCAUUCUCUUUCGUCCACCUCGCCCGACUAGGCCUUCUGAUUGGUGUCCUCAUCACGUCCAUCCAGUUUCUGUACGAUCCCAGUCCAUUGGCAGACUCUAACGCCAUAUCUGGAGCGAGCACGAUUACGCUAGCGAUAGCCCAGACAUCGCUGUCCGUUGUGGAAAAUCUGGCGUGCAGUGCCAUUUUGAUCGCGAAGGUGAAUUGACGAUUCCUUCCUGCUGAAGCUAUGUCAACUGAUCCUAGCGAGCUCCCUGCCCGAGUGGGUCACUGACUACAUUUUACGCUCAUCGCACAGGUCGUCUCGUACUGGCGCAUGCCAUACGUCUGCUCCACAAGAUCAACAGCGGCUCGAAUGCGGCUCAAGUUCUUGCUGGAAGCGCUGCUCUUCACCUUCCUACCGGCCACGCUUGCGCAAGUUUCCUUGCUCAUCGUGGACUCGAUCACGUACAACACGCCAAACAUCACCACGCCAUUGGCCAGGGGUCAAGAAUACUCUUCAUAUCUCGCGAUGGUCACGAGUAUGCAUUUCGGUCUGCUGGCGGUGUGGUGGUCCGGUAUCCGAGCUCAGCCUCGAAGCGCAAUACGCAGCUCCGCGGGUGGCAGCGCAGGCGACAAAGUCGUUGCAGGAGAAACUGCUCAAACGGGGGAGACGGGGAGCGGGUACAAGCGACGUGCAGGCUUGAGGAGCCGUAAAGGUCAGAUGUCGUCGUCUCAGGAUAUGGACGCUCAAGACAGAUCCAUCUUGUCUUACCUCUCCGUGGAUAGAGAAGGGGAAGUGGAUUUCGAAGACUCUUACGAACCGGAGGAGUCCAUGGAGGUGCUCCAGACCAAGGUUGUUGAAGAGGAACGCCAGAGACAGCAGGAUGGCAAUCCGGAGCAUAGAGGCAACCUCACCUACACCACCGCUCGCAGACACAGUCACCAAAGUAAUCGACAGUCUGACCCGAGCUCGGAGCGACAAUCGUAG